UUCCUGUUGGGGUUGAGAUCAGGAAAAGGAGGAGGGAUAGGAGAGAGCUUGAUCUGUGGUGAAAGAGGAGCAAGAAAGUCAAUGAGGCACUUGGAAAGAGUAGCUGCCUUGUAGUUGUCUCUCCUUCUUUCCAAGGAGGAGGAGGAAGAAGAAAGGGAGAGGAAGCCUUCCUAUUGGGGUUGAGAUCAGGAAAAGGAGGAGGGUUGGGACAAAGCCUGCUCAGUGGUGAGAGGAAGAGACGAAGGAGCAAAGUCGGGGCUGGUUGGAACCAAAGCACCGCUUGGAGCAAGACGCCUUGGAGUUGUCUCCAGUUCUCCACUUCUUUCCAAGGAGGAGGAAGAAGGAGAGAGGAAGGCUGGGACCGGGGCGGUGCCUGCCUGUGUGUGCUUUCCUCCUGGCCCCGUGGCUUCCUUGCCUUGCCCUCUUCCUCCUCCUCCUCCUCUCUUCCUCUUCUUCUUCCUCCUCCUCGGUGCGCCUUUUGCGCCUCGCUCUUGGAGAGCUUUUGGAGAGGCACGUCCUGAGCCUUCCUCUCCUCUCUCGGGGUUGUCUCCUCUGCUGGCUUCUCCCCGAAGUGAGGAUGAUGCAGCCCCGCAGCCCGCAGCCGCCCGAGCAGGACAGCAGCCCGCCGCCUCCUCCUCUCAAGAAGGAUGUGGAGCUGAUCCUGGUCAAGGAGCAGAACGGCGUCCAAUACACCAGCACCAGCCUCUUGGAGAGCGGCGGUGGCCCUUUCCUCAGCGGAGAGACCCCUUUGCCGGAGAGGGAGACCUGGGCCAAGAAGAUCGACUUCCUCCUCUCUGUCAUCGGCUUCUCGGUGGAUCUGGCCAACGUCUGGAGGUUCCCUUACCUCUGCUACAAGAACGGAGGAGGUGCUUUCCUCAUUCCUUACAUCCUCUUCCUCAUCAUUGCCGGGAUGCCUUUAUUCUAUAUGGAACUAGCAUUGGGUCAGUAUAAUCGGGAAGGAGCUGCAACCGUAUGGAAAAUCUGCCCACUUUUCAAAGGUGUGGGCUAUGCCGUGAUACUCAUCGCUCUCUACGUAGGCUUCUACUACAAUGUUAUCAUUGCCUGGUCUCUGUAUUAUCUGUUUUCAUCAUUUACAUUGGGGGAGCUUCCUUGGACGAAAUGCGGCAAUCCCUGGAACAGUCCCAACUGCACAGAUCCGAAAAACGCCUCCGCCUUCAUCCCUGGGACCUCUUAUGCCAAGUACAAGAUUACGCCUGCAGCUGAAUUUUAUGAGCGGCAAGUUUUGCAACUCAACAAAAGCCGUGGGAUCCAAGACGUUGGCAUGCCACGGUGGGAGCUCACACUAUGUCUCCUUGUGGUUGUGAUCGUCCUUUUCUUUAGCCUGUGGAAAGGUGUGAAGACUUCAGGAAAGGUUGUAUGGAUUACGGCCACAUUGCCUUAUCUUGUAAUAUCUGUGCUCUUAGUCCGUGGGCUGACUUUGCCUGGUGCAUAUGACGGAAUCAGAGCAUACCUCAACAUAGAUUUGAGAAGACUAAAAGAAGCCACGGUUUGGAUUGAUGCAGCCACUCAGAUAUUUUACUCUUUAGGAGCUGGGUUUGGGGUCUUAAUUGCUUUUGCCAGCUACAAUGAAUUUAACAACAAUUGUUACAGUAUCCCCCUGUCUCGAACCCUCAUGGAUCAACUGUGUCCACCGCGUUUCAUCUCAGGAUUUGCCAUUUUUUCUAUCUUGGGCUAUAUGGCUCAUGAGUACAAAGUUGACAUUAAAGAUGUGGCCACUGAAGGACCUGGAUUAGUUUUCAUCCUUUAUCCAGAGGCAAUUUCAACCCUGAAAGGAUCAACGUUUUGGGCAAUCGUGUUUUUCAUCAUGUUGCUUACGCUGGGCAUUGACAGUUCUAUGGGUGGCAUGGAGGCUGUCAUCACUGGUUUGGCAGAUGACUUCCAGAUCAUAAAACGGCGGAGGAAGCUUUUCACCUUCUGCGUCUCUUUCGGCACUUUCCUUCUUGCUCUCUUCUGCAUAACAAAUGGUGGAAUCUACGUGCUUACCCUACUAGACACAUUUGCUGCAGGAACGUCCAUCUUGUUUGCUGUUUUAAUGGAAGCCAUUGGUGUUUCUUGGUUUUAUGGUGUGGACAGAUUCAGUGAAGAUAUCCAACAAAUGAUGGGUUUUAAGCCAGGCCUCUAUUGGAGAUUGUGCUGGAAAUUUGUGAGCCCAGCAUUUUUGUUGUUUGUGGUAAUAGUCAGUGUUACAACUUUCAAACCUCUGACCUACGAUGAAUACGUCUUCCCAUCGUGGGCCAAUACUGUCGGAUGGGGCAUAGCGUCGUCUUCGAUGAUCCUUGUGCCGGCCUGCAUUCUGUAUAAAUUACUGAAAGCACGGGGGACCUUUAAACAAAGACUAGCCUACUGCAUCACACCUGAGAACGAACACCAUCUUGUAGCAGAAGGGAACGUGAGACAGUUUAAGCUCAAGCAUUGGCUAUCUAUAUGAUGUCAGGGAUUUCAGGAGAAGAGUCCAUCUAUUUUAAAGCUAUAUUGGGAAUACCCGAGAAGUCACCACCAAAGUUCUCAACCACGUCUGGUUCUUGUUGACUGGCUGGAAGGCACCAAAGAUCACCUCCGGAUUACUUUGGGUGACCAUUCACCUUCCGUUCUGUAAUGCCUGGUCAUUCCAAUUUCUUCAAAUGAAUUUCCCAAAUGGCUUGUA
This is a messenger RNA of Anolis sagrei ordinatus, 2665 nucleotides long. NCBI's taxonomy places the organism in Eukaryota, Metazoa, Chordata, Lepidosauria, Squamata, Anolidae. The record is from RefSeq and is a predicted model, not a curated record.